UGCAGAUGGAUAAGCAUUGUUCCUGAGCAUUCAGUACUGAGUAACUAAUAUAAAAGAUGGAGGAGGAGUCUGAAGCCACAGAAAACACAAGAGCUCCACUGAGCUAUGAAAAACCCGGCUACGAGAAAGAUUUACUCUCCAGUCUAUGUAAAUUGCGCAAAGAAAAGCAGCUUUGUGAUGCCUGCCUUGUGGUGGGGGCCCACGAUUAUCCAGUACAUCGUGCAGUCCUUGCUUCUGCUAGCCCAUUUUUCCUGAACAUGUUUGAGACAAAGGAAAAAGAGAUUACCUUUGUUCUGAAAGAUGUAGAGGACCAUCAAAGUUUUGAGUAUUUACUUGAUUACACCUACACAGGAAGACUUGAUGUACCAGAGGAAAGUGUCAAGCCUGUCUAUAGAAUGGCCACUUUCCUGAAACUGAAGGAUGCAGCAACUGCCUGUUGCAGUUUCCUGGCAGCCAGUCUGACAAGUGAUAACUGCCUAGGAAUACGCAAGUUUGCAGAGGAUGAAGAAUUGCGAAAAACCAUUGAUGACUUCAUACAGAGGAAUAUUAUGGCUGUCACAAGCAACAAGAAGUUUUAUGGCUUACCUCAGAUACCAGUGGAAAUAACAGGAGCUGACCAGGAUUUAUUAGAAUCUAGUAAUGAUAAGCAUAUGUUUGAGUUAGUUUUGGCUUGGGCAAGAGAAAAUAUCGAUCCAAAGAAACCAAGAAUUGAAGAUCUGACAGAACAGGUGAAUGUUCUGAAUUUAAACACUGACAACAGUUUAACAGACUUCAAGGACGUGAGUGAUGAUGUUGUGAAGGAUCAGGAUGGUAUUGUACAGGAUUACAAAAAGAGCAAGAAGAAGAUGAUUGCCACAAAAACAAAGGAGGGGACAGACAUGCAUAUUUCAAAUAGCAGUGUUGGACAAGUCAGAAAGUUUAGUAUUAAUCCAAGUGGACCUGUUUCAAGGAAGGAGUGGAGUAUCAUUGCAACACAUCAAAUGAAAGAUAAAUCAUAUCUGGCACUAGCUAUGUUAAAUGGUGUGAUGGCAGCUAUUUCUGUUCACUACCGUGCUCCAUCUGCUCGAAGUGGCAGUACCAGUCCAGAUGAACCUGACUCACCAGUGACUGCUUCAGUGACUCCCAACAAGUUCUUUGACAGUAGGUCCUCUCUCACACCCUUGGCAGUCAUGAGUACAGCUCGCUGUGCAUUUGGCUUGGAGGUUUUAGAUGGGCAGCUAGUUGCAUGUGGUGGAUAUGACCGAUCAGAAUGUCUUAGAACAUCUGAGAGAUUCGAUUCCAACAACAAUAAGUGGAUUCCACUAGCAGACAUGACGGUGCCAAGAGGACGAUUUAAUGUGGCUUCAGUAAGAGGUUUCAUCUAUGCAGUUGGGGGGUCAGAUGGAUUUAGGGAGCAAAGUGCAUUGGAAUACUAUGAUCCAGAAAAAAAGAUGUGGAUAACUCAUGGAGAAGUACGGAAUGCCAAAGUUUCUCAAGGAUUGGCUUCAUUGCAUGAAAAACUAUACUGCAUUGGAGGAUGUUUGGGACAAAAGAGUUCUAAUGAGUGCCAUGUGUACGACCCCAAAACCAAUGAAUGGGAUACUAUUGCUCCCCUGAUUACAGCAAGGUACCAGGCAGCUGUUUGUACAUUCAUGGGGAAGAUUUAUGUUAUUGGUGGUACCGAUGCAUGGAUUUGCUUAAAUUCAGUGGAGAUCUAUGAUCCAGAGGUGAAGAAAUGGCAGUUAGGUCCACAGCUGAGCAUACCGCGACGUGGAGCGGGUUGUGAUGUUUUUAAUGGCACUAUAUACCUGACAGGAGGCAGUGAUGGGUCGCAGUCUCUCAAGUCCACCGAGAUCUUGACCCCGGACCGAGGCUGGGUAAUGGGUCCAUCACUAAGCAUUCCUCGCGCUAAUGUGGGGGUGGUAACCUGUGAUAAGCGCUUGUUUGCUGUUGGAGGGUUUAGUGGAAAAAAGUUUCUAGACAGUAUGGAGUUCCUAUCUGAUAAACAUGCAGAAUGGUGCUGCUAUCUUCCUGUAGAAAAUUCCAUAAUUGCAGAAAAAAUGGCAAAGCGCAAUUCAGAAGGACGAUUAGAAAAAUUGGAUCAGAAUUCCAACUGUGAAAAGACCUCAACCAACAUUCCAUGUGAUGCAAGUGUAAAUGGCCAUUAAGAAAGUUUUCAGGUUAUAUUUGAAGAUUCUUGGCUAUGUUUUACAAAAGCACUCAUAUGACUUAGAUUAAUACUGUAAAUCACUUUUUAUUCGCAAGAACUUUAUUUUCGCGUAAUUACUUGAGACAGUAUGCUCGCGAAAAUUUCAUUUUUGCGUAUGAUAGAUUUCCUUAACAUUAUAAAGUGCAAUGACCACAAUUCGUGAAAAUUUCGUCUCGCUAAUAAAGAGUCAAUGACUACAGUGUAUCUCGCGAAAAUAAGGUUUCUCGAAAAUUAAGUGAUCUACAGUAAUUUUAUUUUUAAGAAACUGUGUACUCAGUAAGAUAGAAAUAACUUUGAAAAAUGUUUUUCAUAAUUCUUUAGAAAUUGGAUAUUUGACAUUAAUGUUAAAGCUGAACACUACUCGUAAAAGGCAUAGUCCGCCAUAUUUCCUUUGUCAUUUACACUGUCCCCUACAACCCCUAUAUAAGGAGCAGAUUUGUUAAGAGUUAAAUGUAAUCUUUGUAGAGGUCAGACGAGUGAAGACAUACAUCUUACACUGCCAUGCUACUUGGUCACAAUGAAAUCAUCAAAUUUUAUGCAAUUUUUCCAAAACAGGAGAAAAGUAUCAAAAAGAAAUAGAAAUCAAUACAUUAUUUACAAACAGAAAAUGCACAUAUAAACAAGGAUUAAACGCAAAAAAUCUAAGACCACGAAAGGAGUACUAUAUGUCGGCCACAAUUUUCAAGUGUGUAAUUGGUUGUAAUGAAAUCGAAAGGCUUAUAUUCCCGUCUGAUGGUGCCUAUUUAUGAGAAGUGUUCAGCUUUAAGAGGACAAUACAUAUGUUAGUUGCAAAAAACAUAAUUUAGUCUUAGUCGUAAGUUCUUUUGUAAAAUAGGGUCCAGCUAUUAUUUAACUAUUGGAAAUAAACUAAUAAUAGUUUUUGAUAAUUAAAUGUUUAUGAAAUGUAAAUGUAUAUGUAUUUUAAGGAUUAAGAUUUUUUUAAAGAUUAAGAUAGAUUAUGUAUCCAUUUCACAAAUUUUUAGAAAUUUACUUAUUCAUAGAUUUUUUUCAAUUCAAGGAAUCAGUAUAUACGGAUAGAUAUACAUGUAUUUAUCUUUGAAAAGCCAACAAUGAAGAAGAUUAUUUCUACAGUUAUGUAGGGAGUGUAGCAGGUAGAGCAAAUUUACAGAUUUAGUAAAGUGUUCAAGAAUCCCUGACAAAAUUUCUGAAUAUAAUUCCUUGUAAAAUCUUAUUGUUAUUACAAACUCUGAUAUGAUGAAUUUACAGAUACAGUUAUAGCAAAUUCAUUUUGCGUCUGGUGGAAAAUAUAUACCGGUAUAAUGUUAUUUACCUCCUUUUUAAAUUUUAAAAGAUUUCAAAAUUUUUCAAAGUUUUGGAGAAAAUUUGGUAGACAAUAGCCCUUAUAGAAUUUUCUGAAAACAAAUAUUUCGUAAGAUUAUAGUAAUUGAUAUAAAUAAAUAUUUACAUUCGCUUUGUUUUUCUACUAAUCCAACUGUGAAAUUGAUUUGAAUAUCGUUUACGGGUAUAUUUGCGCAUAGAAAUACAAGGGCCGUUCAAAAAUUACGCAGACUCUGCUAUUAUUUCCUCUUACAGACAUCAUAUAGUUAUGACAUUUCACAGAAAUAUGUAUCUUAAAGAUUCCAAGAAAUUUUUAGCAAAAUUUCUGUAUUUUAAAAAAAUUCUCCUAAAAUUAUUGCUGUGUUGAUAUUGCUCAUGGAGAGGUACAUGUAUGUAUGGAGCACAACAAAAAAUUUGAAACAAAGGCAUGCAGAAUUCAAAAUAUAACUCAAUAAUUUUCUGUAAUUCAUGAUAUUUUUCGACAAUUUUCUCAAAUGUUUCUUUAUAUUAUUCUAUUACUAUGUAUUUAGAUUUCUGACAUGAUAUUUGAAGUACUAACAGAAAUAUAGUGAUUUUUCUCUGACGCAAUGCCUGUGAAAAUGACAUGAAUUGAUGGGGCACUAUGCACUUUUGUUAAGUAUUAUAUGUGAUACCCGAGAUAUCACCAAUAUAGAUCCAAAAUAUGCAUAGUAAAACAUUUAGUAAAAUAAGGUAUUUGUGACAGUUGUAUACAAAUAGCAAACUGUAAUUUUAGACCAUUAAACCUCUGUAAAAAGGCUAAAUGGGAGGAUGGAAAGAAGAUUAUUGGUGAAAACUUUAUCCGGACUGUAAAGAACAUAUUUGAGGACCAAUGUCACACUAUAUAUCUCAUAAAUAUUUGUAGUUUUUCGGUUUUAAAACAAAAAAAGAAUAUAUGCUUUACUUGUUUUAUAGAAUUUAAGUGGUGUGUGGUUGUUGAGUAGAUAAUAUAACUCAAACAGUCAAACUGUACAGGAACUCUUUGGAACAUGUUGAGAAAAUGAAAGUUCUUUUUAAUGUCCAUGUCCAUGAUUUUGCUGCUCGUUGACUUAAUGAUAUGUCCUGAUAAUUAAAUCACCCAAAAUUGAUAUCAAUUUACAACAUUUUGAUAUGAAAUUUUGAAGACUAUAUAAGUAAAGAUUCUUUUAUAUUAUGUGUACCAUUUUGCCCUAUUAUAUCAUCAAAUAUUUUUUAUGUGCAACAAGUCCGCGUAAUUUUUGAACGGCUCUCGUAUACACAGAGAAACGUGCGUUAAAGUGACAUCACAACAAGGCUACAGUGACAUUAGUAAAAGGAUAACUAUAUAGGGCAGCAAGAAAUUCAAAUAUUGAGUAUAUUUUUGGUGCGUCCAAACAUGCAAAUUGUAAAUAAAAGGAAUGUUUUUAGUUUAGUGUGAAUUAUUGGUGUGUGAAUCACACAGACUUGCAUGUCUCAUGAAAUAUGCCUAUGUGACAAGAUGUCUGUGUGAUUCCCAAACCAAUAACUCACACAAAAAUUAAAAACAUUCCUUAAAUGUAUUGAAUGAGAUAUAACCAGAAAAACCAAGCUAUAAUUGUGAUACUGUAGAAAAAUACAAAUUUACCGGAUCUGCAGAAAGUAUUUUGCUUGUUGUGAAUGUUGUCAGCAUUCAUUAACAGACAGCUUGAAUAUUGUUGGAAGUUCAUCCUCUUGUUAUUUAGGUAUGUUGCAGUGCCCAGAAAAUUCAUUUUAUGCUCGUGUUUGUGGGUUGUAAUUGACAUUGGAAAUUUUCUAUCUAUUUUUUCAUCCAUAUUUAUGCUAUCUGUAUUUUUAUUUUUUUAUGAUUAAAGUUUAGUAUAUGUCUUAAAAUCUGGUUAUGCCUCAGAAGAACUCAAAAGAAAUGACUUUAAAAUAAUUAUUUCAGUAUUAUAUGACAUUACUUAUUUUUAAAGUGGGGUAAUAUUAAAAAAAUUUCAGUGUUGUUAAUUUAUUCAUAAUUUAUAGGAGGUGCUAUACUAUCACAGUAGAAUAUUUACAUUUGGUUGUGUAAACAGUAGUUUUAUUCUCUUAUCCAUAAUUUUGGUUGUUCAGAGUUUUGAAAUUUCAUCCAUUCACUUAAAAAAAAAAAAAAGCAAAUAUAUACAGUAAAACUCGGUUAUAUUGAAGUCACUGGGAGUUACGAAAUUACUUCUCUAUACAUGUAUCCAUAAUUCGUUAUAUCCGUAUAACUAUAAGGAAUUCUUUAUAUAGCUGAGGUUCAGAAUAACUUUGCUUAGUAUCUGUGAAUUUGCAGUAUCAGUGUUUGUACUAAACGAGUUUUACUGUGUAUAUAUAUAUGUACAUAUCAAUAAUUCAGAAUUUUUUUUUCAUAUGAAUUGUUUAUUUUAAGCCCCUUUUUCAUGGUUAAUGUUCUGGUCUUUCAAUCAAACAGAUUUUUCUUGUUUAUAUCAUGCUUUUCAAGUCAAUAUUCCAAAUUCCAUAAACAUGUAUAUAUUUUUUGGCUUACCUUAUUGUCCCACCUUCUUGAUCUCUAAGAUAUUGUAGCUGAAUAUUAAUUUGCCAUUUAUAAAGCUUGAUUUGUGAGGACAGUUGUUUACACUAAGACCAUUCCUGAAUGAAUUUUAAUCAAAAAGUAAAUAAUAAAUGUCUGAUUACCACA
Molecule: messenger RNA, 6122 nt
Organism: Saccostrea cuccullata (small rock oyster)
Lineage: Eukaryota; Metazoa; Mollusca; Bivalvia; Ostreida; Ostreidae
Product: influenza virus NS1A-binding protein homolog A-like
Exons: 11
Coding region: 57-2147 (696 amino acids)
Molecular function (GO): protein binding
Source: RefSeq, a predicted model, not a curated record